CAUGCGCUUUGAUUUGUAUAAAACGUUACUGGCGGAAAAAAAAUUCUACAAGAAAAAUUCUACGCUAAAAUUAUAGAAUUGAGACACUUGUUAAUUUUAGUAGUUAAAUAUAUGCACGGGUUUCUUUGUGUCUAAAGUUGUGUAAUGAUAUCAUAACAACAUUGUUAAGGUUGCCAAACAGGAUCUUAAUCCUCUGUCGUUAAAAUUAACUUUGUUGAAGCGAUUCUGAGAUGACUUUGCCAAUUGCUGCAAUUAAUUUAUCCAACCAUACCUAAAUUGUUUUUUUUUUUUAACAUUCUUAGGUAGCAAACUGUCGUUAUUUAUCGUCGGAAUAACGUCUUUGAUUAUUAUAACGUUAAUAAUGACUGCACAUAACAUCAGCUUGCUGUCUGGUUUAAUUUUUGUUUGACAUUUAAAAAAAAACUUUGAGUAAGAAAGCAAUUCGAAAUUUUACUGUAAAUAAGUCUAUUUAUUUAAAUUAAUCGUCGAUUAAGCUAAUCGAGGCUUGAUCGAAGUUGGUUUAAACUAUUCUUCGCGUGCGUCAUCGCCAGCUGCAAUUGCGUCAUUUAGCUUACAUUAGCGGAGAGCCGUUGUACGGAAACACAUUGGCGACUAAAAUACUACCACUGGUUUCAUUUACGCUGUGUUCCGUCAAUGAUGAGCCUCAAUAACUUUACUGAGAUAUCGAUAAUUGAAUUAUGUCAAUAUAGAUUAACUUUAAUCCUCGGUUUAACUUUACUUUCCAUUUUUUUUCCAAGCUGUAGGAAUUAAAAAAAAAAAGAUAAAGAAGAAGUUAAGCCGACACUAAAGUUAAUCUACAUUGGUAGAAAUAAACGCGCGUCAGCAGAUAAUCUUUUGAAAAGAAAAAGAACAUUAUGUAGAUAUACUUCAAUUGAAGCCUGUGGUAAAGACCCACAGGUCAGGUUAGGCUCGAGAGAAGGACAGACGGUUCGCGUUACCAGCUGACUUUGACAGAUGUGUAAAGCACGUCAGCGACGGCAUAUCGAGCGGUGACGAAAGUCUGUUUUUUUUUAUUAGUCAUUCUUUAUCGAAGUGAUUAGAAUUCGAAUCGUCAGAUACUCUGUCCCGUAGAAAAACUAUGCGUACGUAACAAUUUGGCGAUCACAAAAUGGAAGGAGACGAGGAACACGCGCGUUAGGUGCACAUUCUCCGAUAAUAAAGAGGCAAUUUACGGAUAGUGCAGCUGGUAAGGACGCCAGUGGAAAUGUAACGAGAAUCACGAACAAACUUCUGCGCUAUAUAGGGGAUCUGAAGGAAAACAAAAUGUCUAUGCAGAAUCAGUGGAAGCUUCUGUCACAAAUAAAGGAUUAUCUGAACAAGGCCAAUUACGACAAGAAUCAGCAGAUUAUUGUCACCAAGGAUUGGCUGGACAAUCUGCAGAAAUUAACGUAUUCACAGCUCGAGACUAUACGAAAACUGUCAUCGUCGGGAUUUAAGACCACUAAUACAGAAAAGAGUACGACUACGAAGCAUAAGGAUGGCAACGAUUUGGAGAAUACGUUAAUGCCUGAACAUGCAGAAACACUCGCCAAUCCUGAUUCAGCAAUUGUGCAACCGAAAACGCAGCAGCAAAUUCGUGAGCAAGGUACGCCCGACAGUAAGAUAGACUCGAAAGACGGUUUAACUAUGCCGCAAAUUCUUUUCACGCUGCUCCACAAGUUAUCUCCCAGAGUUACGCAAAGCGCCGUUGUUGUACCAAAGUGGAAAGUGAACAUCCACAGCAAUAUUUCGAAGCACAGUGUCGUCUCUCGCACGCGUCACGUCUUAAACAGUAUCGUGUCGGCCGAGUCAAAUGGUUCGAAGUUGCGAAGACUGGAGGAUCUGUUAUUGCACAUCGAUCAGUAUCCAGAGGCAAGGCAUUACGCAAUUAAAGAUGGAGCGAUUAGAAUCUUAUUGCGGACUCGUCAACAGACAAAAGAUGAACAAAUUAAAGCAUCUAUCAGAGAAGCUCUGGCUGUAAUGGGUUACAUCGAUCCUCUGCCCGGUCGGGGUAUCAGAAUUCUAUCGAUUGACGGCGGUGGCAUUCGCGGAGUGCUGGUCAUAGAGAUGCUGAAGAAAUUGGAGGAACUCACGGGAAAGAAGACGUACGAAAUGUUCGAUUACAUAUGCGGCGUGAGCACAGGAGCCAUUCUAGCUGCUGUCUUAGUAUUGCCUAAGGAUAUUAUAGAAGGGGGACAUAAGAGAAAGUCAUUGGAUGAAGUUUUGAAAUUGUACAAAGAACUGAGUACCAGAGUAUUCACGCAGAGUGCUAUAAAGGGCACAAGCAGUCUAGUGUGGAGCCAUGCAUAUUACGACACCGCGUUGUGGGAAAAAUUAUUAGCGGAGCACUUGGGCGAUAAAAUUCUUAUCAAAACCACGCGCGAUCCAAUGGCACCGAAGUUUUCAGCAAUAUCCGCCGUGGUAAAUCACGAGCGCGUAAUGGCUUACGUGUUUAGAAAUUACACAUUACCGCACAGAGUGGAGAGCCAGUAUAUGGGGUCUCACAAGCAUAAAUUGUGGGAAGCUGUGAGAGCGUCAGCUGCUGCACCGAGUUACUUUGAGGAAUUUAAAUAUGGCGAUUAUCUUCAUCAGGACGGUGGUAUUUUGGUAAAUAACCCAUGUGCUGUAGCGAUACACGAAGCCAAACAGCUGUGGCCGAAUAAUCCAAUCCAAUGUGUCGUAUCAUUCGGAACAGGCCGAAUUCCACAUCACAUCAUUGAAAACAAAUCUUUGGAGUUAGAGAUCUCAAGUUGGAAAGAGAAGUUUUAUAAAAUUUUGGAUAGCGCCACCGAUACGGAAGCUGUACAUACAAUGCUCAACGAUCUGCUACCUGAUCACAUUUACUUCAGAUUUAAUCCUUAUUUAACGGAAAUGUUAUCGAUGGUGGAAAUUCGACCUGAGAAGAUCAGUCUAAUGGAACAAGACGCAAGAAUGUACGUACGUCGAAACGAAGAGAAAUUUGAAAAGGCUGCUACAGCUUUAUUGGAGAAACGACAAAUUCAACAGAAAGUUAUAGAUUGGAUUACGUUGCAAAGACAACUAUACGGCUUAUAAAGAGCAACACUUCAAACAUUGACGUGCAUUCCACAGUGCGUUUGCAAGUCACAUAUUUAUAGUACAACUUUUUUACCACAUAAUGUGGUCACCACACAAUCUGAAAUUUUUCAAAUAACACUUUCUCAGUAAUACUUUUUAAAUAAUGUAAUAAGAAAAAAUAGUGUAUAAUAGGUAUAUAUUUUUUAAAUGUCUUGUUACACUUUUUUUCGUUUAUAUUAAUAUAUUUUUUAUAACUUAUUAACUUUAAUAACUUUUUGUUUAAAGUAAUUUUAGUUACUACAGUAAUUAAAAUAAUAACUAAAUCUAAGAUAUAAAUGAAUCUGAAAAAUUUAUUUUAGAUUAAUGUGGGAUCAUUGUUGGUAUAGCAUUGGCUGUGAUAUUUGUAGUGAUACUUUGUAGUACUCUCUUCGUGCAGAUAAAAAUAAAUUCAGUUUAGACCAAUGAAAAGUAUUUAAGAUUAAUUAGUACAGUUCUACAUUUUAUUAUCAUGUACAUUAAUCUGAGAUAAAAGUAUAUAAAAUAGAGAAUUUUAAGUUGAGUAAAA
Solenopsis invicta (red fire ant) is the source of this 3601-nucleotide messenger RNA. RefSeq names its product calcium-independent phospholipase A2-gamma. Lineage: Eukaryota; Metazoa; Arthropoda; Insecta; Hymenoptera; Formicidae. Gene Ontology annotation, cellular component: membrane. Bases 1285 to 3054 code for a protein of 589 amino acids. The transcript is spliced from 9 exons. Gene Ontology annotation, biological process: arachidonate metabolic process. The record is from RefSeq and is a predicted model, not a curated record.